AUGUUUGCAUUCGCAAGAAGUGUUGUCGUCACUGUUUUGAUAGUUUCCAAUGUCGCUUCGUUUUCUUUAUACAAAAAUGAGAAAUCAAAACAACUAGGUUAGUUCAAUCAUCAGCAAAAAACAAUAAUAGUUUAAUUUUCUAGAUUGCUCCACAAUGAUCGAUUCCGACGGGGUCUUUGUGUAUUCUCCAAAUAAGGGGAACAAAGCUGAAAUGUGUGAUUUCACACUUAUGGUCCCAGAGAAAACAACCGCCACAAUCAGACUUCUGAAUCAAACAUGCCAAUCAAUUCUAGGAACUAAAUCAAACAUGAAUGCUAUAUGUAAUCAACCAAAUCAAGAAUCACACUUUUUCAGCGAUGUUUAUAAAUUCAAAUUUGACUCAGAAAGUUCAGUUUCAUUCGAAGUUGAAUUCAAUCAAAUAACAGAUAGAGGUAAAAAAAAGAGAAAGCCGAAAUAACACUGAAAACAUAAAUUUACAGUUUGCGGCGAAUACGUUAAGAAUGUCAAUGAUUGGUUGGGAAAAACUAUCCGCAUUACAAUUGACAGAAAACAAGAAUGUGAUGUUAGACUUCCUGCCAAUGUUGAAGUCCAAUUCUUGGAUUUUGUUCCAAAUGAUAAAUUGAAAUGUUGUGCCGACUUUUUCCUUAUUUCAACGACUUUUGAUGACAACAUUAUUGACUACAGUGAAAAACCAUCAAUCUGCGAUAUUCGUAAGUGGAAAUGUUUGAUUCUCAAGUUCUAUAAAGCAACAUUUUAGGCAAUAACAACGUGCAACUUCGUUCGAAAUGCGAUAGAACAUAUUUGAAAAUGAGAGGACUUCGAACUGGAGAUGAAAUGUAUCUCAGAGUCCGAGGUGCAACAAGAGCUACGUUUGGAGAAUGUCUUGGGUUAGUUGAUGAUAAAUAUCAUAUCUUGAAUGUAUUUGUUAUUUUCAGAGAUGUUGUUCCAAAGAUGCCAGAAAACCUUUGCAAAAGAAAGAGCCGCGCAACAAAGUGGUUGUAG
This is a messenger RNA of Caenorhabditis angaria, 1002 nucleotides long. The record is from the annotation of a GenBank genome assembly. NCBI's taxonomy places the organism in Eukaryota, Metazoa, Nematoda, Chromadorea, Rhabditida, Rhabditidae.